Messenger RNA from Hevea brasiliensis (rubber tree), 1690 nucleotides. Its product is annotated as protein OSB1, mitochondrial. The coding region runs from base 329 to 1477 and encodes 382 amino acids. Gene Ontology annotation, biological process: mitochondrial DNA replication; positive regulation of helicase activity. Gene Ontology annotation, molecular function: single-stranded DNA binding. Lineage: Eukaryota; Viridiplantae; Streptophyta; Magnoliopsida; Malpighiales; Euphorbiaceae. Gene Ontology annotation, cellular component: mitochondrial nucleoid. The record is from RefSeq and is a predicted model, not a curated record. The transcript is spliced from 4 exons.
AAAAAAAAGUUAUAUAUUAGCGGCUUAGGGGAAAAAAAAAAAGUAGUUGUUAUGCAUUCAUCGGGCAUAAACAGGCCCACCACGCCUGGAAAAAGCUGGGCUGGAAAGCCUCGAAGCCCUUAAACCCUAAUCCCUUGCUAUUCCCUGCUAAAAAUGUCAUUAACGCUAGUUUUACGUUCCAAUUAUAUUAAGCAGAUUGUCAGAAUUAAGAAACCCUGGUGACGCGCCACCCAAAUCCUGCCAGAGAAAUUCGGUUCUUGUAGCCGGACAAUUUCUCAAUUAUCAAACCGUGCACAUCAUUUAUCAUCUGUAAUUACACUUUCAAUGCAUGAAGGCGUCGCGUCCUUUCCAAUUCCUAAUUAGGAACGUUUCUCGAUGUUCACUUCAGGGACUAGCUUCCUUCUCCUCGUAUUCGUCUGCAAACCCUAGAUCACUCAAUUUCUCUACUGACGAAGAUGAUGUUGAUGUUGAAGUUGAAGAAGGCGGCAGCUCCGUUUAUCGACAUGCUCUCCGACAGCAGCGGCCAACCACCAUAAGAUGGCAACCUCAGCUGGAGAAUUCUGUCAGCUUUAUUGGAUGGGUUGAUCGGCCCCUGGAGGUUUACAAGACGAAAAACGACCACUUUGGGGCUUAUACCUUUAUCAACGUGAAAAACCCUGAUAAUUCAAAUCGCACGUUUAGGAUGCAAGUGGAGAUGUGGGAUGAUAUGGCAAAAAUGGGAAUCCAACAUCUUAAGCAAAAUGAUACUAUAUAUGUUUCGGGCCAUUUAGGUUCUUAUAAGAAGGCCGAUGGGAAUGGAAAUCACGUAUCAUGUUACAAGAUAAUUGUAAAAGACUUGUGCUAUGUUGCACAAUGUGAUCAAGGCCCAGUUUGCCAAAAACGUGAGGAAUCACAAUCAAAAGCCUUCCAAAAAUCAGCAGAAUCACAAUCAAAGCCCAGCGAAAGAACAAAGGAAUCAAAGUCAGGGAGAGGUGAACUUGGCUUGGAAAGUCGCAAAGACCUUCUGUACUUGUGGCAAUUGUUCUUUUGCAAGCCAUAUGAAUGGUGGGAUAAGAGGAAGAAUAAACAAAAUUCAUCUUCACCAGAUUUUAAGCACAAGUAUACUGGUGAAAACCUUUGGCUGAGGCCAGAUGACCCACCAUGGGUCAAAAGACAACUGCAAUUGCUUGACUUGGAAAUGGCCAAGCAAAGGCAUGCACUAGGUGUAUGUGAAUUUGGCAUGGAAAGAACAAGCCAACUCCACUUGUGGCAUGUCUUUUUCAGAAGCCCACAUGAAUGGUGGGAUAAUAGGCAAAAUAAGAAAAACUCACGGUUACCAGAUUUUAAGCACAAAUUUUCUGGUGAAGCACUUUGGAUGAGUGAAGAUGAUCCACCAUGGGUCAAAAGGCAGCUCCAGUUUCAUGAUUCCAAAAUGGCAAAACAAUGCCAAGCGGAAAAUAUCUUCAAAUGGAAUUUUGAUGGUGGGGAACUAAUCUAGAGGAUCUUUAAUAUUAAUGGAGUUAUAACACAACGUAGUUGCAUUUCCUCUUGUUUGUACAUAUUGACUGAAUACAAUGUACCAAAAAUCUCAUUGAUUGCUUAUGACUAGACGCCGGAGCUGAUUUAUAUUAAGAAUGAUAUUGUUUUUGUAACAGAACGUAAGGAAGCCAUGUAUUGUGGAAUGUGAAUACAAAGUUGCGUCAUUUUCUAA